ACCGAGACCAGACUUUCUCCUUUUAAACCCCCUUACUGGCCUGAAACCCGAUCCUAAGCCCGGACUAUUUUUUUCGUCCCGAAACCUCAAGCUAAUUUGAUUAAAAUUUUCAACCCACGACUUGUUCUUUUUUCUUUGCCCGUGACAUACUUGAUAGUUAUUCUAUUUGCAUAAUAUUUAAAAAAAAUGAUUUUGGCUGUGAUAAAAAAUUUAAUGGGAACAAUUUGUUGACUUUUUUCACAUUUUUCAGUUUUUUAAACUCUUAUAUUGUUUAAUUUUUGAAUUCUUAUCUUGUUAUUUAGAGAUUAUCUUUUCUUUAUUUUUGCCUAUUUUUACUUAUUUUUAAUUAUUUUGCGCAACAAUGAAUUAUGAUGAUGCAGCACAGCAACAUCAACAACAAUUUUAUAUGCAACAAAGGAUGAGAUCACAACAACAACAUCAACGAAUGCCACUUUCAAUGGCUGCAAAUCAGCCAGGAGGCCAACAACAACCGCAACAUCCCCAACAACAAAUUAGACAAUCUUUUAAUAUGGUUCAUCAACCGCAACAUGUAAUGGUUCGAAUGCAGGGUAUGGGAGGUGAUGAUCCUAAUGGACAACAACAGCAUUAUCAGCAUUUUAAUUAUAGAGAUUUGUUCCAUAAUCUCCCACCAAGUAUGCAGAACCAGAUUAUGAGUGAAACUAAUCAAGAACGUAAAAAACUAUUACUUCACGAAGCGGUUAAACAACAGCAACAUUUAUUUGAACAACAAAUGCAACAACAAGGAGGAAUGGGAGUGCGAAUGCCUAUGAAUGUUGUUCAAUCUCAACGCUUGCCAAUUACGCAAGCAGGAGGAGCGGUUUAUUCUGGUCAACAAGUUGUGAUGCAACAACCAGGGCACAUUCAACGAAUAGCUAGCCAAGGAUCUUUUGGUCAAUCACCAGGACAACCUUCACAAAUGUAUAUGCCUACAACAAUGGGGGGACAAACAGUUCGUGGGGGUGCUGCUAUGCAUCCAAUGCCUAUUAAUCAGCCUUAUUUACAGCAACAAUUUCAACAUCAAUCUCAGCAACAAUCAGCAGCCCAUCAAAUGCAAAGAGGACAACAUAUUCCUGUAGCUCCAGUAAUUUCUUCACAACAACACAAUCAAAUAACUCCUUCCAAUUCGGUUGAAUCAAAUGUUGGAGGAUUUGGAAUUCAAAGCGGGAAGACUUCUCAGCAGCUUAUUCAACAUCUUGAUCCUGGGAGUCAUCCAUCCAUAAAAUCAGAAGAUCAAUCUCCAAAUCCUGUAGUAGUCGAUAAUUUGACUGGAGCUCGUUUACGUAUAUUUUUUUUAAUGAGAUAA
Meloidogyne enterolobii is the source of this 1324-nucleotide messenger RNA. The record is from the annotation of a GenBank genome assembly. NCBI's taxonomy places the organism in Eukaryota, Metazoa, Nematoda, Chromadorea, Rhabditida, Meloidogynidae.